Coccinella septempunctata (seven-spotted ladybird) is the source of this 1014-nucleotide messenger RNA. It is a transcript of the gene Polr3H, whose product is annotated as DNA-directed RNA polymerase III subunit RPC8. The record is from RefSeq and is a predicted model, not a curated record. Gene Ontology annotation, molecular function: DNA binding; DNA-directed RNA polymerase activity. Lineage: Eukaryota; Metazoa; Arthropoda; Insecta; Coleoptera; Coccinellidae. The coding region runs from base 150 to 755 and encodes 201 amino acids. Gene Ontology annotation, biological process: transcription initiation at RNA polymerase III promoter; DNA-templated transcription. The transcript has 4 exons. Gene Ontology annotation, cellular component: RNA polymerase III complex.
UGCUUCGGUGCCAAAAUACCUAACCUCACUUUGAAGUGUUCUUAACCUAGAAAUAUGUUGUCAAAAUGCACGUAUAAAAACUGUAGCAAAAAAUCAUUAAUAUUUGCUGAUUGUAUAUAAAACCAGUUACUGUGAACUUAUAAGGGAAAAUGUUUGUACUAGCUUUACUCGAAAAUAGUCUCCGUAUUCCUCCAGAGCUAUUUCAUCUAGACUUACGUGAAGCUGUUGAACAAGAAUUGAAUAAAAAACUAGCUAAUAAAGUGCUCAUUUGUGUAGGCCUCUGCAUUGCUCUUUAUGAUAUCACGGAUAUUGGAGAAAGCUUCAUUAAACCUGGAGAAGGGGCGACAUACACGAAGGUUACUUUUCGAUACAUUAUAUUCAGGCCUUCAAUGGAGGAAAUUUUGGUAGGAAAAGUCAAAAGUGUCAGUCGUGAAGGAAUACACGUCACCCUUGGGUUUUUCGAUGAUAUACACAUUCCACCAAAGUAUAUUCCAUAUCCCUCAAGGUUUUCUGAAGAUGACCAAGCCUGGAUUUGGGAAUAUGUUACAGCAGAAGGGGAUAAACAUGAUUUAUAUAUAGAUACUGAUGACAAUAUCAGAUUUAGGGUGAUCGAGGAAACCUUCGUUGACACAACACCGACAACUGAAGGAACAGCUACAGAACUACCUAAGGAUAUAGACAAUAAAACACCUUAUUCAUUAAAGGGUAGUAUAUGUGAGCAAGGCUUGGGGGUUCUACAUUGGUGGGCAGAUUAAUAAGAUGUAACACCUAGAUGACCAACUUGUAAAUAUUUGAUUACCUAUUUUUUUAUUUUUUUUUUUGAGAAAUUUUGUAAAUAAGAUUCAACAGUUUACUUGUGUUCAAGUUUUUCAACCAUAAUCAUAUUCUGCAUCUACUCUUCUUUAACAGGGCCUAUCUAUUCAUACAAUAGAAGAAUACUUAUGCAAAAUCGAUUGUAUUAUGUUAAUUAUUUUGUAAUAUUUUGAUAUAUUAAAUAUAAACAUCGAAGAAAUA